AUUGCACUCAGUCUCUAGCGCAGCGAAAGCUGAUGCAUUAGUUUCAGUCGAAUAAGGUUGACCAUCUCCUUGGCAGUGACUAGGGUACCUCAGCGUUCAGCGUCCAACGGCAGUUUCCUACUGCAUCGGCACGAAUAUAUUGGAACAGUUAUUGGCAUUACCCUUGGGUUGCACGAUCGACCUCAGUUCAGCACCUGAUUCGGGCAGUUCUCCUUCCGCGUCCUACCACAACCAAUCAUGCAAUGCAACCCAACAAAGAUAGUUUAUCAGACGAAACAUUGACCAAUGGCAGGCAAUGCCUUUGGGAAUGGACGUUUUUCAUUGGAAGAUAUCAAUGCUAUGCUUGUGAUGCAUGAGGCGUCCACUUGGAUAGCCGUCUACCACCGGUGGCCAAAGUAUGAUUAUCUUUUGCGUGCCUGCGCUCUUUCAACAGUUUCUUUGCUAUUCCUAUGACCCGGUCAAACGGUCUCAGUGCUGUCGUCAGCUUUCAACGGCACUGCUGUUGCGAUAUGAGCUUCGGGAGUUUGACGCAGACCUAAAACGAGCGGGUGCACUCAGUGUAGAAGCGGUCGAAAUUCUCCCGGAGCUGUACCCUGACCGCAAACCAUCGUUACGGGCCGUUGCUCUCUUCGUUCGCACCAGGUUUCGGUACUUCGGACUUAAAGAAGACCUCGAGAGAGCUCUGAACAUUGUCAAUGUCAUACUAGACGCAUGUCCUGAAGAGAACCCUAAUCGUACUGAAACCCUCGACAAUGCCGCUGAUACCCUAAUGAUCAAACCCAUAGACUCCGGAGCCAGUGAUGACUUGGACGCCUCCAUCCUGCUGCAGAGGUCUGCCCUUGGUCUCCGUCCUACAGGUCAUCCGACUCGUGAAGAGUCUUUGCGUGCGCUAUUCUCAAGUUUGUUUCGCCGAUUCCGACGAACAGCAGAGCGUGACGAUAUUGACGAAGCUUGCAACCUCAAACGAUUACUUCGUAUGCAUAAUGCCUCUGAUUCGCCAAGAAUAGCCCCCGCUUCGGGCACUUUCCGAUACUGGAUUCUUGCAGUUUCGCGAUCCGCAGGACAUACGGGAGUGCAGAAAAUUGAUGGAAGAAGCAUUACAAUGCCUACCACCCAGAAGUUCAUCGCGGCGCGAGCUGCUUAGGCUUCUCAUCAACAUAGAACAGGAUACUCUCUACCUAUAUAAGGAGAUGCCCAAUAGCCUGCCUCUCGUAGACGAUAACC
Molecule: messenger RNA, 1224 nt
Organism: Somion occarium
Lineage: Eukaryota; Fungi; Basidiomycota; Agaricomycetes; Polyporales; Cerrenaceae
Source: the annotation of a GenBank genome assembly